Messenger RNA from Brassicogethes aeneus, 2496 nucleotides. The record is from the annotation of a GenBank genome assembly. Lineage: Eukaryota; Metazoa; Arthropoda; Insecta; Coleoptera; Nitidulidae.
AUGGCAAGAAAUAAGAAAUUAACGGAGGUAGAAGCUAAAUUAAAGAAAAAAGAAUACGAUAGAAAGCGAAGGGAAAAAACAAAAGGUUGUGCUAAAACUUUAGAAAAACUUCGAGAAAAAGAAAGACUUAAAUAUUUACUGAAAAAAGAAAAAGGUCAAGUAAAGCUUGUAGGUGAUAUGAAUUCAAGAGAAAAACGACAAAAAAGAAAACAAUGGAAAUUAAAUAGUUCAGUUUAUAGAAUUAAAAAAGCGAAUUUACGUAAAAAUCUUAGAUUACUGGAUGAAACGCCACCUGCUAGCCUAGCACCAUUUGCAGAACCUAGUAUUCAAAACAAUUCUGUUAAUAGAGAUGCUAUAGCUAUGCGAAGACGACGUCUGCUAAGAAAUCGUCGAGCAAUAAUGUAUGCCAAAAUAGCUAAUUUAGAAAUAAAACUAAAAGAAGAGGUUAAGAGAAGAGAGAAAUAUCGGAAAAGGUGCGUAAGGAUGAAUAAACAAAAUAAAACAUAUUCACCUGAGGCUAAAGUGACAAAACUUUUAAAGAACAUAAAGGUGCCUGAAAUUGUUAAAAAAAAGCUUCUUUUUUCUGAAUUACUUACCAAGGAACUAACCCAAUCUUAUAAUAGAAUAAAAACCCACAAAGGAAAACAGGAGUACUACAAAAAUUUGAAGCUAGAUCUCUUAAAAAAACGCAGAUUGUUGCAUUUGUCUAAGCCCUUUUUUAAAAAUCAAAACUACAAAAAAAGAAAUUGUAGGAAAGUAAAGUCAAAAAUGUUAACAGUAAAGCAAGACAUUAUCAAUUUUUUGGAGAAAGAUGAAAAUUCUAGAAUGUGUCCAGGAAAAAGGGAUUUUGUCAGAUUAGGAAAAUUAGUGAAGCAAAAGCGCCUGCUUACUGAUAAUAUGCGCAACUUGCACAAACAAUUUUUGAUUUCUGUCACCUACAAAAUAAGUUUGUCGACAUUCUGCAGGUUUAGGCCAUUUUGGGUUACUUGGGCGAACAUCAAGGAACGAGACACUUGCAAAUGCGUCGUUCACGCCAAUAUGGAGCUCAUUGUUUCUAAAUUACAUGAGCAUAAGGCACUGCUGCAUAACAACAUACCAAGACUGCUAACAGCUAUAACAUGUGAUAUUUACUGUGCUAAAUGUUUAUUUAGAGAAUGUGUUACAUGUAAGAAUAAGACCAUACAAUAUUUCCUUCCACUACCAGAUAAAGUGGUUAUUUAUAAGCAAUGGAUGUAUCAAAGUUCAACAUAUGAAAAUAAUGGUAAAAUGAAAACAGUGCGUAAACCUAUUAAAAAAGAAAUAACUAUUUCUCUUAAAAAACUAGUUUCUAUAUUAGAAGAUACAUUGCAAUCAUUUUUGAUACAUGCUGGAAAUAUUGCGCACCAGUAUCAAACAAUAGCACAGUUAAAAAAGAAUUUGUCAGAAAAUGACGUGCUGAUUCAUAUUGAUUUUAGCGAAAAUUAUUCCUGUAAAUAUGGGGAAGAAAUUCAAGCAGUUCACUUUGGCGGUGGUAGGCAACAAGUAACGCUUCAUACUGGUGUAUUAUAUUUAAGAGACCUUAAUAAUAUUGUCAAAGCACAAUCUUUUUGUACUCUCUCUGGUAAUAAUCGACAUGACUCAAUGGCAGUGUGGGCUCAUCUAAAACCAAUAUUCGAUUGGCUAAAAGAUAAAAGACCGAAUAUCCACACCGUACACCUUCUAAGCGAUAGUCCAGUAAACCAGUACAAGAACAAGUUUAUGUUCCAUGUUGUCUUUCACCAUUUAAGAUAUUUUUUUCCUGGUAUUACAUAUUUUUCUUGGAACUAUUCAGAACCCGGCCAUGGUAAAGGAGCUCCAGAUGGUGUAGGUGGUACCUUGAAAAGGUCUGCCGACCAAGCUGUCGCUGAAGGAAAAGACAUAACAGAUUUGACUGUGUUAAAAGACGUUCUGGUUUCAAAAUGUCCAUCAAUAAUGCUUAUUGAAAUAACCACUGCAGAAAUUGAUAAAACAGACAAUUUAGUUAAAGAAUCCGGUCCUGUUUCCACUUUUCGUGGUACUCAAAAAAUAAGGCAAUUUGUUUUCUUGGAUGGUAUGCUCGAGUUUAGAACGCUUUCAUGUUUUGACUGCGUUAGAAAAUGCCAACAUUUUCACCUCGGCUAUUACAAAGCUCGUAAAACUUUGGAUAAAAACAUAACUUCAGUAGCGAUGCGACUUCAAAAAGCUAAUUCUAGGGCACAAAUUUUAAAAAAUGACCUCCCAGCAAAAGAUAUUUUCGUAUAUAAAGUUGGUGAUCAUGUCCUUGUAAGAUGGGAUAGCAACGUUUACCCGGGUGAAAUCCUUUCAGUAUGCAAUGAUGGAGCUUUAAUCAGAUGCAUGAUAAAGGCAUCAAAAUGCUGGAAGUGGCCCGCAAUGAAGAACGAGCAACUCUAUGCCUGGCAUGACGUCCUUCAAAUAAUUGAACCUCCCAAAAUGCUUAAAAAAGGUUGUUACUUUGUGGAGAAAAUAGAUAAGCAAUAA